Messenger RNA from Dendrobium catenatum, 2699 nucleotides. RefSeq names its product dymeclin. The record is from RefSeq and is a predicted model, not a curated record. Bases 336 to 2465 code for a protein of 709 amino acids. Gene Ontology annotation, cellular component: Golgi apparatus. Lineage: Eukaryota; Viridiplantae; Streptophyta; Magnoliopsida; Asparagales; Orchidaceae. The transcript is spliced from 18 exons. Gene Ontology annotation, biological process: Golgi organization.
AAAUAGCUCUGGACUUUUGCAUCCUCGCGACCGAGAGGUCCUCUGCUUCCGAAGGAAGAAAACGAAGCCAAAUAUAUGAGACAUAAGGCGCGGCGAUAAAAAAAAAAAAAUCGAAUGAAAUAAGCCCCUUCAGUCUCUUCUCGCUCUCGCAGAAUCCCCAUUUGCUCGCUUCUUGGUCAUCACGGCAGCGGUGCGCGAUCUCCUCUUCCGCCUCUGCCUCUGCCUCCAUCGUGGUUUCGUUCUUCAAAGCACAGAUCUAGUUCUUGGAGUCGGGGAGAGAAGUGGUCUAGUUUUCUGAUGAUAAGCAGUGAGGGCUAGGGUUUGAAGCGGGAACCAUGGGUGCGGCGCCAUCGACACCUCGACGUGGAGCGCGUCCAGCGGACGUCGCAGAGGAGCUUAUUGGCAUGUUCGUCGGCGAAAAGUCUUACCCGAUAUCCUCCGAGUUCUGGAAGAAGCUGCUCGAGCUCCCGCACAAUUUUCAAUGGCCGCAGGACCGUGUGGACCAGGCGUGCCAGAUCUUCUUGCAGAAUAAUUAUCACACCAGACACCUUGCAAAGAUCUUGAUUCACAUGGUGUGGUCUUUGCAAGAGUCAUUGUCAACUGCUUCUGGAUCCCCUGUGCAUUCAAAGGCAAUCAAUGCAGCAUACAUAUCAUCUGUAUUUCUCAAAUAUAUCAUUGAAUAUGGAAAAAGUGUUACUUUUGAAGAACUUUAUCUUAGCCUUCCUGAAAUUGACAUGGAGAAGGAUGUUCUCCGCACGGGGCAGAGCAUUGAGAAUUUUGUUAUGCAAGGGGUGCUUAAUUUCAUUGGCAAAUCUGAUGCUAGACAUUCAUACGCCCUUCAUCAUGAAGUGCUAAACUUUGUUCUGGUGGCAAUGUCCACUCAACUUCGUUCAGGGCCAUGUCCAGGGCCAAAAGAUGUGCACCCUUUCCUUGAUGCAGCAAUGUGCCAGGAUGGUGAUAUUGCGACUUCUAUAGUACGCAGACUAUUAUUGAAUUUUAUUGACAGGUCGCAAAUGCCCUUUAACUCUCAAUAUACCAUCCAUUCUAAUGGAAACCAAUCUGGAGUUUUGCAAAGAGUUGGCUCUGCAGCUGCAAAUAUUGUGCUACUUCCUUAUUACACAUUCAAUUAUCUAGUCAGCUCAAGUGGUGAAGGCUCAAGGAGCCCAUUAGCGGAUAUCAGUCUGCAUGUUUUGCUUGUUCUUGUUCAUUAUAGAACGGGUGUUGUACCGGAUGAGUCGAUGGUAAGGAAUGAUGCUGAGACUGCUGAUUCUGAAUCAUACCUGAAACAAGGAUCUUACUUUUAUGACAACCCUUACUCCAAGGCAUUAAACAAUGCAAGGGAUAUUGAAUUUGAUCGUGCUGACAUUGAGGGCAAUGCACCCGGUGAGUCUCCUGUGAGAUUGCCUUUUGCAUCCUUAUUCGAUACUUUUGGGCUGUUUUUGACUGAUGAGAGUGCUGUCUUGCUACUCUAUUCUUUUGUGCAUGGGAACUUCGCUUUUCUAGAAUACAUGUUGGUGCGAACUGAUUUGGAUAUACUGCUACUGCCCAUACUGGAAACACUUUAUAAUGCUUCAAAGAGGACGCCCAAUCAGAUCUAUAUGCUAUUAAUUAUUCUUCUCAUACUGAGCCAGGACUCUUCCUUCAAUGUCAGCAUUCAUAAACUGAUACUUCCUAGUGUGCCGUGGUAUGAAGAACGCUUAGUGCAUCAUACAUCUCUUGGAUCUUUGAUGGUUUUAAUUCUCAUAAGAACUGUUAAGUACAAUCUCUCCAAGCUAAGGGAUGUCUAUCUUCAUACGAACUGUUUGGCUAUUUUGGCAAAUAUGGCUCCUCAUGUGCUCAGAUUAUCCUCGUAUGCAUCCCAGAGGCUUGUUAGCCUUUUUGACAUGCUGUCACGGAAGUAUACAAAAUUAGCUGAAUUAAAGAAUAACAAAAAUCUCAAUGUUUCUACCGUCCAAGUUGGAGGAGGAAUCAUAGCCGAGGAUAUGUCAACAGAUCUUCAUAUUUAUGCUGAAUUUCUUCGAAUUGUGCUGGAAAUUUUGAAUGCCAUUCUUAUAUAUGCUUUGCCACAAAAUCCAGAGGUUGUGUAUGCUAUAAUGCACAGACAAGAAGUGUUUCAGCCCUUCAAAAGUCACCCGAGAUUCCUUGAAUUGCUUGAAAAUGUGUUCACGGUACUAGAUUUCUUUAACAGUCGCAUGGAUAUGCAGCAAAUGAAUGGUGAGUGGUCUGUGGAAAGAGUCCUUUCAGUUAUCAUCAUAAAUUGCCGAUCAUGGCGUGGUGAAGGGAUGAAGAUUUUUACUCAACUACGCUUUACUUACGAGCAAGAGAGUCACCCCGAGGAGUUCUUCAUUCCAUAUGUAUGGCGGUUAAUAUUGGGCCACAGUUUUGCCUUCAACACAGAUGCUAUUAAUUUGUUUCCCGUGGACAUUCCUCCAAUUGAUAUAUCUGAUGGUGAACAUGCUGCGUGAGUUAUCAUAUGAGUGUUAUGGCUCCCGAUCAAAAUCUUUGGAUACAUUCUUAAGUUGAUGUUAAAAAGAGUUGGAAAAUUUCUUUCAUUUGCUUUUGUGUAAAUAACAAAUAAGUUUUCUUUCCUCCGAUGUGUUAAAUGUCGCCCCUCCCUUUUCCUGUUCUGGAAUCCUACGGAUAAGUUGGUGUAAAGACAAUCAGAGUUUAAUAAAGGUUAAUAUUUAUAGAUUCUAUCA